Fusarium poae is the source of this 1713-nucleotide messenger RNA. RefSeq lists its product as uncharacterized. The coding region runs from base 1 to 1713 and encodes 570 amino acids. The record is from RefSeq and is a predicted model, not a curated record. Lineage: Eukaryota; Fungi; Ascomycota; Sordariomycetes; Hypocreales; Nectriaceae. The transcript has a single exon.
AUGACGUACUGCAAAUCGUCUCACAUGAUGGUCGACGGCACCCGUGUGGCUAGGUCAAGAAUAUUCGAGAUCGUCGACCAGGAAGAAGACGCUUUAAUAGCAGACAUGGAUAAUCUUGAUGCCUUGCGACGAUACAUAGCGGCCUCUACGAUACUCAAUCUAGCACAAAACACACUUAUCAAGUUGUGUGGACAUGAUCCCUCGUGGGUGCACCUCAGUGUAAACCACCUUUCUGACAAAGACUCCACACGCUUGGAGCUUGAGAGUGACACGGGAGGUCAAGAACCUCAACUUGAACCUUCGCAAGGCCGAAUAAUACGUCUGCCAGUCGACAUCCUUUGGCUAAUUCUCGGCUUUGUCAAUCAGUCUCCUACUACUUUAAAACGGAAGACAUUGCUUUCCCUCUCGUCUUCGUCCAAGCAGCUCAAGGCUUUAGCUGACUCGUUCAUCUAUUCGCAUCCUAGCAUCACAUGUGUGAGUACACAGUGGCUGUUCCUGUUGAGUUUAAGACUCAGGCCGUCUCUUGGGAACCACGUCAAAUGUCUCACGCUUUUUUGCGAUCAGGACGAACUCAGCCUCAAUUUGAUGCUAUUGACGGAAAUCGCAUCUUGCUGUCGCAACCUCAAGGAUUUACGCAUUCACGACCGCUGUAUGGAGUUUUGUCUGGUGUGUAUCGAGUAUCCGCCAGAAGGUCGUGUGACCUCAACGGACUGGCAUCUCAUCUACAUGGGAUCCUUGUUUGCCAGGUGCCCACAGAUUGAAAACUUCCGUUACAAGACGGGAAGGGACUUUCGUUAUGAGGAUACGUAUCAUUAUACUGUUGACAUAGUCGAAGACAUUCCUGAGAUCCCUUUCGCCCAUUGUCACUUCGCAGAGGGUUUUCAAAUUGCAGGAUCCAAUUUGAAACGCUUGGAUAUUGACGAGGAUAGCACUUGGCUCGUCAAUGCCUUGUUACCUCAUCUCUCGUCUAAUCUGACAGCUUUGGCAAUCGAACGUAACAAUGCAGUCUACGGCGACCAUCCACUUUCUACACUGUCCAUUCAGUGCCCUCAUCUACAGGAACUUGUUUUGGGUUACUCUUUCAGCGAUCCAAUCGAUGUAAGCGAUUUCGUGCAAGCAUGCACAAACUGGCGCUCGACACUCCACACGUUGAAGGUUAAAGACUUCGGGUCACCUGGCUGGCUACCUCAGAUCAUGCCGCUCAUGACUGCCUUGAGGACGUUGAGCUGCGGCUCCCAUUUUCCCUGCCUGGGAGAAGUCUUCACUAGUUUUGACAUAGCAUCUAUCGCUGAGAGCAAAGCACCGCUUGAGCUGAUAAUUCUGAAAAACAUUGGAUUGCCGAUUGAUGCCAUAGCAAGUCAAGAGAUAGAUGAUGCGUUAGUGGACAUGAUCGUGGCUCACUCGUCCCGUUUAAAAAUACUCUCCCUGACAGGACUCAAGUUUGGACAAUCUCUACUCACAGCCUGCAAAAAAGCGAAACAUCUAAGAUAUCUCUAUUUCGAGCAUGGCCACACAAGGUCUCUAACUGAGGUUGACGAUCUCUUGGUUACAUGCCCAAAAUUGGAUUUCAUCGCGUUAUGCCUAUCAAGUCACGGUCAGAAGGAGGAAGUGUGGAGAAGACGAAGAGAAAGAAGUAGGUGGUCGACUACAGGACAAUGUCUUCUCAAUUCCGCAACCCACGGAUUGCACGACAAUGGGAGUCUUAUAGAUUAG